UCGCGUCCCUAGCAACACAAAGACCACCUGCAGCCCUUAUCAAAUAUUAGCCAUAAAUUCAGUUUGUUAAAUAAAUAAACAAUUUAAAAAAUUAUAGCUUUGUUCUUUAAAUACUGUUCUAGUCUAAAUAAAAAAAAAUGACUGUCAAUUUAGAAGAGUAUUUUAGGACCACGUUUGAAGACAAACUACUUGUAAAAAUGCCAGAGCGAGAGGAUGACCACCUCACUCCUGCCACACGGUUACUUGAGAAAAGAAGAGAAAUGGCUGAGGUAGAGCAAGCACUUGCAGCUCAGAAAGAGGAGUUUCAAAUGAAAAUGGAAAGUUUACAACAAAGGCGAGAAGAGUUGGAAAGGAAAGAGUUUCAAUUGAAAGAGUCUUUACUGAAGUUUGACAAAUUUCUAAAGGAAAAUGAUUCUAAAAGAGCAAGAGCUGUUAAAAAAGCUAAUGAUGAAAGGGAAUUGAAGAAGCAAAAAGACAAAGAAAUUGAUAGAGUGAAAGAAGAGACAGAUGCUCAGCAGAGGGAAAAAGAAAUGUUACAAAAGAAGUUGGAUAAGUACACAAUAUUUCAUACCUACAUGGACAAAGUUUUGGAGGCAGGGGAAGAUUUCCAUGAGAUUCGUGACAUCAUCACUCGAUGGGACACUUUAACAGCAACCCAUAUGGACUUGCUUGAGAGGGACCAGAAGAAUCACGACAGAAUAGAGAAACAGAAGCAGAAUCUAAUGAAGUACAUGGAAGAGAAAGAAAACCAAGUUCUUAAUUACAACAAUCAGCUGUCUACAUUGCAAACCAGACUGGACGCCGCCCAGAGUGAUGCAGUCAAGUGGGAGAGCAAGUGGACACAUAUAAAAAAUACAGCAGCAACAAAAACUCUUCUGCUUGGGAGAAUUAAGAUGGCGACACAUAACUUAUAUCAACUGGUUCGCAGUCAUCAAAAUCAGCUGGAUGAUGUUGAGGACACAACAGAGCAACUAACACAGAUUCAACUUUUUGUGCAAGACUUGAAUCAAAUCACCUCUGAAAUAAAAAAGAUGGAACAUUCAGGGACAUCCUAUGUUGCAUCUUCCUCUACUUAAUGUCAUAAAUAUUUAUACCAAAUUGUUGAUGUAUGCAUGUUUAUGUGGUUAAAAGUGGUAUCUUUAAUUUGUGAAUUAACUUUUUCUUGUAAGAAUUAAAUAGGCAUAGAAUUAUAAGCUAUAUUUGUUAAUCUCAUUUGAUCUACCUUUAAAUUUUUUCCUAUAUUAUAUGAAUUAUAUGACAAUAAAUUGUUACAUCUGUCAAAAUAGUUCAUAUCUAUAUAAAAUGAUUUUUCCUAUCCUGUUUCCUGCUAGAUUCUGUAAGUAUUGUAAUUUACUUAGUUUAAUGGAAAGUUUUACAAGAUUUUAGAGUGUUCUAGAAGUUUUCUAGCUUAAAGUGCUGCUACCAGAAUGUUCUCUGCAGUGGCUUAUUUACCCCAUCAUCCUCCCCUCUUAUGCCACUAGCUAAUGUUAAUUAAGGAAUCAAAUCUAGUACAUGUUGGCAGAAGAAGAAUAAAUAUGUGUGUAUUCAUUGUUUAGAUGUUAUUUACAAACAUUUGAUGGAAUUAUGUUGUUGAAACAUAUUUUGUUGUUCUAAUUCAUAAUGUAAAUAAUGCAACUUGUAAAGUUUAUUUCAUUUGUAUAUAUAUAUAUAUAUAUAU
Physella acuta is the source of this 1678-nucleotide messenger RNA. Its product is annotated as coiled-coil domain-containing protein 42 homolog. The record is from RefSeq and is a predicted model, not a curated record. NCBI's taxonomy places the organism in Eukaryota, Metazoa, Mollusca, Gastropoda, Physidae.